This is a messenger RNA of Prorocentrum cordatum, 2469 nucleotides long. NCBI's taxonomy places the organism in Eukaryota, Dinophyceae, Prorocentrales, Prorocentraceae. The record is from the annotation of a GenBank genome assembly.
AUGCGCAACGCCGUGCCGCUCCGCCGCCAGAACGCGUGGGCCCGCGACCUCUCGGCGGACCGCAUGAACUUUUUCCUCUACCCUCCGACGGCCCGCCGCCGCAGCACGUAUCGCCGGCUGGCCCUAGACGAUGCAAGUGACAUGGUGGCUGCGCUCAAUGCCCUCUACGGCUGCGAGCGCGACGCGGUGGGGGUGCUGGACGUGGAGGCUCGGAAGGUGCUGACCAACUUCGAAGACCUCAUCCUCGCGAGCCCCGAAGUCGUCUCCGAGCGUAGGGGGCGCACUCCCUCGCGUCCCUACUUUGACGUCACGCUGCGGGCUGACAAGAAGGCCUAUGUGGAUUUCCUCCGGCGCCUGAUGGAUCGACGACUACUUGGAGUGGCGUCGGAGUCGCUGAAUCUGGUGACCCCCUUCGUCGUGGCCAAGAAGAAUGGGAAGCAGAGGCUCGUGCUGGACUGCCGGCUCACCAAUAUCCUCUUCGCCCACGCUCCCACCGUCGAGAUCGGGAGCUCCGAGGCGAUGAGCGCGAUCGAGCUGGAGCCCGGCCAGGAGUUGUGCGCUGCCUCGGCGGACAUCGAGGCCUGUUUCUACCAGUGCGGCGGCAUCGGGAGGCUGAGUAACUAUUUCUGCUUGCCCUCGGCGCCUGUCGAGGUGGCCCUCGAGCUCGGUCUGGCCGUGGACGUGUGCGGCCAGGAGUUCGCCGGGCGGGAGAGGGUCCACCCGUGCCUUGUCGUGCUCCCCAUGGGCUGGAGCUGGAGCUUCUGGCUGGUGCAGCGAAUCCACCUGGAGAUGCUGCGCCGCGCCGCGGUCCCCGACGACAGGAUCGCCCUGGGAGCCUGGCCGCUGCCGUCCUUGACCUCUGGCCCCGUGGAGCUGCCCUACUCAGACAACAUCAACGUGCUGGGGGUGCGGGCUGAGGAGGUCACCGAGCUGAGGGAUCGUGUCGUGGCCCGCUUCUCCGAGGAGGGCUUCAGCAUGCGCGAGAUCUCAGAGACGAGCGUACACUCGACCAUCCUGGGGGCCGACGUGGGGGGCCAUCCGCCCGUCACCAGGCGCGCCGGGCAGAAGCUGUGGUUGCUCAGAGGUGCGCUGCAGUGGCUAGCGAGCGGCCCCAUCGUGACUGGCCGCCAGGCAUGGAUUUUCUCCGCCGUUGCAGUGCUGCUGGGGAGCCAGCUUGACAGGCCAUGGUCGUCGACCGUGACGGCCACCGACGCCUCCGCGACGGGGUUCGGACGUUCGAGGGCCUCUCUCUGGUGCAUGCUGGGCCCGCUGAGCGUGGCUGGGCGCGGCACCUUCGCGGAGGAGCCGCUGAGCAGCUCGGGCCGCCUGCCCGUGCCGACCUUGGGGCUGAGGCCCAAGGGGCGCCGCCUGGCGACCGCCGCUGUGGGCGAGGGGCUGGUGCGCAGGCCGAGCGGCCUGGAGCUGCACGCUCGGCUGGCCAAGGCCCUGGAGCCCAACCGGAGCAGCCCCGCCUCGGCCAUGGCGCUCUCCAGGUGCGAGCUGGCCGCGGCGGCCGACGCGACGCGCGUCGGCUACAAGGCGUACUCCGAUGCGUUUCAGGUGUUCCUCGCCGAGGAGGGGGGGGCGCCGUCGACCAUCGAGGACAUGGAGGUUCGGGUGCUGCAGUUCCUCGACCUCAUGCUGGAGGCGGAGUGUACCCGGGCCGACGCGUCCAUCCUGGUCGCAGCGGUCAAGGACGCCUACCCGUGGUGCACGGGCUCUCAGACGAUGCCGCGCGUGAGCCGUGGGCUUCGUGGCUACACCAAGCGCCGACCCCCUGCAUCUCGUGCCCCCUUGCCUCGGGAACUCCUCGGUGCUGUCGUGUCCGAGAUGCUGGCGCGGGGGCAGAGGGGCUGUGCACUCCAGGUGGCAUCGACCUUCUUCACCUACGUCCGCCCAGGAGCCCUUCGGAAGCUACAAGUACGGCAGCUGCUGGCCCCCUCGAGGGCCUCGGGGCAGUUGCAGUGCUGGAGCCUGAUCCUCGCCCCGACCCAGAUGGAUGCGAGCAUGCCAGGCGAUCCGAGGGGCUCCCGCCGAGAGCUCGCCAAGACGGGCACCUCGGACGAGACCGUGAUCAUAGGCCACCCAGCCUGGCUCGGCGAGUGCCCGGCGGCUCAUGUCCGGGGGAGGGCGCCGACCGACCUGAUCUUCCCCGCCCCUGGCGCGUUCGUGGCGGCCCAGUUCGGAGUCGCAGCGAGGAAGUGCGGCCUCCCCCGGGUCUGCCUCUACCAGCUGCGACGCGGGGGUGCGUCGGGCGACGUCCUCUCAGGCCGGCGGGAUCGGAAGACCGUGAAGGCUCGGGGCCACUGGAGGACGGACUCGUCCCUGAACAGGUACGGGAAGCCCGGCGCCGUGCACCAACUCCUCAAUGCCAUGACUCCUGCCUCGAGGGACUUCGGGCGCCAGACGUUCGAGGUGGUGGGGUCGUUGUUCGAGCGGACUGUCGCCGCGGAGACCAUCCCCAAGUGA